This is a messenger RNA of Cherax quadricarinatus, 1345 nucleotides long. The record is from RefSeq and is a predicted model, not a curated record. NCBI's taxonomy places the organism in Eukaryota, Metazoa, Arthropoda, Malacostraca, Decapoda, Parastacidae.
UUGGUGUUGCGACGCAUGGCGCUGUUCUGGUGUCUUGGUGUUGCGACGCAUGGCGCUGCUGUGUUGUCUCCCUGCAGUAAACACACCAUCAUGGGUGAUCAUGUUGCAGAACGGGUGCAAGACAUUAUCACUCAGGCACACCAGGAACAGAAAUCCAUUGAAGUGAACAAGGAGAUACAGCUGGAAUGUGACGUUGGUAACUUACUGGUCACAGAUAAGAACACACUGGAGGAGAAACUUAUCAGAGAUGAAGAUCAGUGUGAUGCCUACCUGUGUUCCUUAGCUCGUGAUGGCAUCCAGGCUCUUCUGACAAAAGUGUGGGAUUUACCAUCAGAACAGAUUGAUAAUUCUAUAUAUGUCACAUUACCAAAGCCAGUCACAAAAUUACCAAGGGAGAAACCUGUACCUAAAGGCAAAGAAAUAACCAAGUGGGAACAGUAUGCUCGUGAGAAGGGAAUUAAGAGGAGGAAGAAAGGCAAGAAAGUUUGGGAUGAAGUUCUCAAGCAAUUUGUACCUCGGUAUGGAUACCGUAAAAUACUAGCAGAAAAAGAGAAGAACUGGGUUAAAGAAGUUCCUGAUAAUGCAGACCCAUACGAGGAUCAGUUUGCAAAAGCAGCAGAGAUAAAGAAGGAAAAUAUAGCCAAAAAUGAGUAUCAGCGCUUGCGAAAUAUAGCCAAGCACAGAAAACUGAAGGUUCCUAAUGUUGGAAUCACUGGAAAUGAAUAUGCUUCAGCUAAAGAUCUGGGAUUAGCCACGCAUUAUGCACGACAUGCAACGGCUUCAUUGGGCAAAUUUCAGCCGGAUCUUCCAAAUGAGAAAAAAGUUAAGGGUUUGGGCAAGAAACGUAAGCACGAAGAUACCACUGGUGAUGCCGAGGUUGAGAAGAAACGGUACAUGGCAGUUCUUGAGAAGAUUGACAAGCCAGACCUGAACCUGGAGGGAGCAGUCCAUAAGCAGAUCAGAGAUGAGAAUGUUAUAAUGGAUCUGGAACGCAGAGGUGGGAAGAAAUAUGGCAGAAGAUCAAAAAUGGGUGGCAGGCACCGAACUAAAUCAGAUCAUAGAGCUGCUAAAUUGGGCAAGGGUUAUCAUAAAAUAAAAGCCAAAAUAAAGAGCAAAGCUAAAUUUGGGGGCACAGGAAAGGGUGGGAGUAAAGGGAAUUUUGGGGAUAUGAGAAAGGGUGCAGGUAAGGGUAAGGGUGCAGGUAAAGGGAAGGGUGGUGGUAAAGCUAAACGUUAAAAGGCUGUUUUCAUUGUUUUAAAUUAAAAUGCACCUAUGACAUUAUACAAAAGAAUAUAUUACCUGUAUAUUGUUGGUAUGUAGUUAAAUAAAUGGUGACAGCUGUUAA